UAGGAAAGCUCCCUUGGCUUUGUUCUUAGCACCUUGCUCCUGUGUGCCUCAGGAAUGCUGUUGUGUGUAUGCGUCUGGUCUCCGGGAGCUGCAGCAGGUGGGCGUCUGUGACAGCACUAUGAUACUGAUUUACAUUCUCUGUGCGAUGGGAUUCCUGCUCUGUCCAGGUGCUGAUUCUCAGAAUAUCCAGGCUUAUUUCAAUAAGACUGCACACUUACCAUGCCCAUUUACAAACUCUCAAAACCUAAGCUGGAGUGAGCUGGUAGUGUUUUGGCAGAACAAGGAAAAGUUGGUUUUGUAUGAGCUAUACUUAGGCAAAGAGAAAUCUGACAAUGUUAAUCGCAAGUAUAUGGGCCGCACAAGUUUUGACUGGGAGAAUUGGACCCUGAGACUUCACAACGUUCAGAUCAAAGACAAGGGCUCAUAUCAAUGCUUCAUCCAGCACAAAAGGCCUACAGGACUGGUUCUCAUCUACCAGAUGAGUUCUGACUUGUCAGUGCUCGCUAACUUCAGUCAACCUGAAAUUAUGCCAAUGUCUAAUAAAACAGAAAAUUUGUACAUUAAUUUGACCUGCUCAUCCACACAAGGUUACCCAAAACCUAAGAAGAUGAGUUUUUGGCUUACAACUGAGAAUUCAACUAUUGAGUAUGAUGGUGUCAUGCAGAAAUCUCAAGAUAAGGUCACAGAAUUGUACAACGUUUCCAUCAGCUCAUCUCUUUCAUUACCUGAUACUACAAGUAAUAAGACCAUCCUCUGUGUCCUGGAAACUGAAGAACCAGCGAAGAUGCGGCUUUUCUCCUCACCUUUCUAUAUAGCAUCUGAGGACCCCCCUCACCAGGACAACAACGUCUGGAUUGCAGCUGCACUUAUAUCAGUGUUCAUUCCAUGUGUGCUGUUACUUCUGUGGAGGUGCAAGAAGAAGACUCAACACGGUGUCUCUCAUCAAAGUGAAGCCAUCAAUGAUGAUAGAAAAGAGAAUGAACCAACCGAACAAAGAGAGGAAGUCCAUGCCCCUGAAAGAUUUGAUGAAGAAGUCCAGGACGAUGCUAACAGUUCAAAGAUGCCCUCAGACGACAAAAGUGCUACAAGUUUUUGAUUAAAAAGUGAAAUCCAUAGAACUA
Molecule: messenger RNA, 1121 nt
Organism: Otolemur garnettii (small-eared galago)
Lineage: Eukaryota; Metazoa; Chordata; Mammalia; Primates; Galagidae
Gene: CD86
Product: CD86 molecule
Exons: 7
Coding region: 119-1096 (325 amino acids)
Biological process (GO): T cell costimulation; positive regulation of T cell proliferation; negative regulation of T cell proliferation
Cellular component (GO): external side of plasma membrane
Source: RefSeq, a predicted model, not a curated record